GGGAGCCAAAAACCUUUUCCGGUCUUUUUUUCCCCUCACAAGUUUCCAAAUAAAGCACGUCCCAGGCACAGACAGGGUAUGUGAUUUUCGCCAGUGGUGACUGGCCUAAGUUAAAAACGAUGCUGAAAUUUGUGAUAUUAUCCCUUUGCGUGGGCUUUGUGCUGGGCAGCUCAGUUCACAGAGGGGGACAUCUGGACAUCACCGAGACCCUGGAGAAGCAUGUGGCACAGGGACAAACCACUUUAAACGAGAUGUUUAGGGAGGUGGAAAAACUGAUGGAGGACACGCAGCAGAAACUAGAGGAGGCUGUACACCAGAUGGAGAACGAGUCUUCAAAAUCGCUGUUACAUGGACGCAACUUUCCUGACAGUUUUCACAAUGAAACUACAACAGAGAUCAAGGUGGGGAAUCGGACCGUCCAACUGAUAGAGAGAAUCGACAAGGAAACGGAUAAUAAGACUGGAAAGACUCAUUUUUCCAGAACUCUCAUUCAGAACACUGAACGGUGGAAUGAAGUUGAUCAUGAGUGCAUGAUUGAUGAGGACUGUGGGGAUGGCAGCUUCUGCCUGUACGAGAUCAUCACCUCCAAAUGCAUCCCGUGCCAGACGACUAAUAUGGAGUGCACAAAGGACGAGGAGUGUUGUGGAGAUCAGCUGUGUGUGUGGGGUGUUUGUGCUGUGAACAGAACAAAAGGACAAUCUGGAACAAUCUGCCAGUACCAGAGCGACUGCAGUCCUCAACACUGCUGUGCCUUUCACAAAGCCCUGCUCUUCCCCGUGUGCCGCCCCAAGCCACAGGAAGGCCAAGGCUGCCACAGUCACCCCAACCAGCUGAUGGAGCUGUUACUGUGGGACGAGGAGGGGCCGCGGGAGCACUGCCCCUGUUCUGCAGGCCUGCACUGCCAGCCUCUCGAGAAAAGAUCAGUGUGUGUAGAUGAGAAGAACUCUUCUGGCGAAGGAAAUAUGGACUGAUCAUUCCCACAGAAACUGAACCUUUAUCAGUUUUGUAAUUUUGUCUGUAUUUGCGGUAAUCUCUGUAGCGUCAAGGUGCCUCUUCUUGUUUAAUUAAAUCAGAGGAACUCUAAUUUAUAAAAAAAAAUUGUGCCAUGUGUACUUUGUGUGCCACUACAGACAUGACAUGGAAUGUGUUUUCAAAAAGUGUAAUAUUUUGAUAUUGACGGUGUUCUGAAUAUGUGGACCUAGCUGGAUAUUAUAUUCCUUCCUAAUAAAUAUGAUUUCUGGUCA
Molecule: messenger RNA, 1244 nt
Organism: Ctenopharyngodon idella (grass carp)
Lineage: Eukaryota; Metazoa; Chordata; Actinopteri; Cypriniformes; Xenocyprididae
Gene: dkk3b
Product: dickkopf WNT signaling pathway inhibitor 3b
Exons: 7
Coding region: 120-971 (283 amino acids)
Biological process (GO): negative regulation of canonical Wnt signaling pathway; multicellular organism development
Cellular component (GO): extracellular region
Molecular function (GO): co-receptor binding; receptor antagonist activity
Source: RefSeq, a predicted model, not a curated record